GAUAAUGGUCACCAAGGAGACGUCGUAUUAUAAAUAGUCAUAUCUCCAGACAUUACGCAGAUAAGUCGUCCUGGUGUUUGAUAGUGUGCGACAUGAAUCCAUCGGCGUUCUUGGUGGCGGUGGUAUUUCUUUGGUGUUCCUUCGUUGUGCGAUGUAAUGUGCCGAGUCCAUGUGAUGCAACGGUAAUGUGUGCAAAUAAUAUGACAGUUUGUGAAAAUGGUUCCUGUCAAAUACAGGCCGGUCAAGUAUGCACAAUUGAAACUACAACAACCGUCGUAACAACUGCCCAAACCAUCACAACCACUGGAUCAACCCAGGCGAGUACCACUUCCCAAACACCGAGUGCUACUGCGGCAUCAACAAAUUCCUCGGCACCAACAACUACCUCGGCCCCAACAACUACUACGGCAACAACAACUACCGCGGCAACAAUAACUGCUGGAAAACGAAGAAAACGCAACACAGUCCUACAGGAGUGUGUUUCAAACGCAAGUUGUGUAUCAGGCCAACAAACCAACAAAACACUAGUAUGCGCGUGUAAUGAUGGCUAUACUGCAGAUAAUGGAAAGUGCAACAAAGAUUCUGGCAAUGGCGCAGGACCUUUGAGAGUGACGGAAUUUUUCACUGUAUUAAUGACGACAGUGCUGCUGUUACUCAUCUAGCGAGCGCUUUAGUGCUGCAGUAGUCCAUUGACUUUUCGGUACAACUGGCUACAGUUUGUAAAUAACGC
Dreissena polymorpha is the source of this 730-nucleotide messenger RNA. RefSeq lists its product as uncharacterized. The transcript has 6 exons. The coding region runs from base 93 to 662 and encodes 189 amino acids. The record is from RefSeq and is a predicted model, not a curated record. NCBI's taxonomy places the organism in Eukaryota, Metazoa, Mollusca, Bivalvia, Myida, Dreissenidae.